Mizuhopecten yessoensis (Yesso scallop) is the source of this 1742-nucleotide messenger RNA. Its product is annotated as thyrotropin-releasing hormone receptor-like. The transcript is spliced from 2 exons. Gene Ontology annotation, cellular component: plasma membrane. Gene Ontology annotation, molecular function: G protein-coupled receptor activity. The record is from RefSeq and is a predicted model, not a curated record. Lineage: Eukaryota; Metazoa; Mollusca; Bivalvia; Pectinida; Pectinidae. The coding region runs from base 1 to 966 and encodes 321 amino acids. Gene Ontology annotation, biological process: G protein-coupled receptor signaling pathway.
AUGGUCAUUAUUGCCGUGGCUAAAGUAAAGAACAUGCGGACUCCAACCAAUUUUUGUCUGGUCAACCUCAGCAUGGCCGAUGUUCUGGUUCUCGGAGUGUGUCAAACUUCUGCAUUUCUUGAGUUUUUCGCUGAAGAUAGGUGGCUUCUCGGAAAUGUUUUGUGUCGUGCCAUACCUUUUCUCGAGCUUUUGUUCAUCCAUGCAUCUAUCCUCAUCAUGUUGGGCGUCAGUUUCGGGAGGUACUAUGCUGUGUGUCGCCCCCUACAGAGUUAUUCUACAUGUGGCCGAAGUCGAACGCUCGUCAUGAUGGCGUGCAUGUGGGGAGUGGCAGCACUUUUUGCUAUCCCGAUGAUCGUCAUUGCCCAUGUGGAGACGGCAACAUUUCACCGGGACGCCUCAAUAAUCCAGGUGUGUCGAGCACACAUCUUUCUUACCUGGCACUAUGCUUACGUUAUCUGCAUCUUCUGUGUGUUUUUCGUAAUUCCCUUCUUUGUCAUGCUGUUUAUAUACAGCAGUAUCAUCCGUGGCGUACUAAAAGAAUCAGCACACAUCGAGGAAAACUCGAAUUCAAAGAGCUUCCGACGUACCUCCUUGCGGAACCAGAGACAAAUCGUGGGUAUGCUGUUCGUCAUUGUAGUGGUGUUCUUCCUGUGUACUCUGCCGUUACGGAUUGUUAUUUUCUGGUUUGCAUUCACAGACACAAAACACAUUCAAAACCUCGGUCUAGAAGGCUAUCUCAACUUGGUAUGGUGUGGUCGCAUUUUUCAGUACCUUAACAGUGCAAUUAAUCCGUUUAUAUACAGUGCUUUCUCCUCGAAGUUUCGCUGGGCGUUUAAAUACAUUCUUGGUUUGAAAAAAAAGGAAGAGUUUUCAUGGUCAAGGACAAGUCAACGCACGUUUGCUUCAACACAUUACAGCUUCAUGAAACAAAACAAACAACGGGAACAGAAAGAACAAUAUAUGUAAUUUCAUAUGUAGUGUCCCGUAUGCUAUUCAUGUGUAUAUGUCCCGUUUAGCACUGUACCUUCGUGUUUUCCGUUUGACACCGCCUGUGGUACAUUAAUGUGAUGUUACAUGUAGCUCUGCAUCUUCGUGUUAACUUGUUUUUCGUGAGACAGCACCUGGUGUAGGAGCCGUUUUUCGCCCUCUAACUUUGUGUUUUCUGUAUGUCACACCUAUUGUGUCUUUUUUGAUUUGUGUUCCCGUAUGUAUCGUAUGCCACCAUUUGUUGUAGGUGUCGCGUGAAGCUGUUAGUGUAUAGUCUUGUUGUAAUAACUUGUUAUCAGUUUUCCGUUUCAUGAGACAUCAAUACAAGUUUCCUCAAUUAACUUCAGUUUCUCCAUAUUUAAAGCACCACCAAAGCUAAGGACAUAUUUUAACUGAAGCUAGGGAACAUUCGUGAUACCAAUGUCUGUAAAUGGCAAUCUUGACACGAUCUAAAAGAUCCAUGUGACGGUAUAACCUUUAAACUUUUGCCUGUGCUUUGUCAGUAUUCCGACAUUUCCUGAUCAGUAACAGUAUACAUAUAUAUAAGCUUGCGUUUUGUUAUCGUUUAAAAAAAUAUUGUUGAAAUCAACUGCUUAACAAUAUAUCAUAUACAUCACUGAAGAUUCCUACGAUAGUGAACAUCAUAACACAAUGCUAUUGUGUUUAUGAUAAUCAUGCAAAUACAAGUCCGUUGAGAUACCCGACAGCUGUUGAUUGAGAUGUAUUAUGUGACCUUAACAUGUGAUCAUACAUGA